This is a messenger RNA of Sinocyclocheilus grahami, 912 nucleotides long. RefSeq names its product probable ribosome biogenesis protein RLP24. The record is from RefSeq and is a predicted model, not a curated record. The coding region runs from base 90 to 572 and encodes 160 amino acids. Gene Ontology annotation, biological process: ribosomal large subunit biogenesis. The transcript is spliced from 5 exons. NCBI's taxonomy places the organism in Eukaryota, Metazoa, Chordata, Actinopteri, Cypriniformes, Cyprinidae. Gene Ontology annotation, cellular component: nucleolus. Gene Ontology annotation, molecular function: structural constituent of ribosome.
CGGCGGAAGCGGAAACGAGCCUUCUCUUCUCCGCCAGUGUUCGCAGCGCAGCGGCACAUGUGCGAGCGAGAUCAUAAUAAUUGAUCAAAAUGCGCAUCGAGAAGUGUUAUUUCUGCUCGGCUCCGGUGUAUCCGGGACACGGAAUGAUGUUUGUGCGCAACGACUGUAAGGUUUUCAGGUUCUGUCGGUCCAAAUGCCACAAAAACUUCAAGAAGAAGCGAAACCCAAGAAAGACCAGAUGGACUAAAGCGUUCAGGAAGUCAGCAGGCAAAGAGCUGACGCUGGAUAACGCACUGGAGUUUGAGAAGCGAAGAAAUAUUCCUGUCAAAUACAACAGAGAGCUCUGGAGCAAGACCAGUGAGUGCACUCACCCUCACACACACACACUCUCACACAGAACAUUUGCAUAUUUCCUCAGGCUGAAGAGUGGCAAAGCGCUGGAGAAGGCGGCAGCUAUCAGUGAAGUCAAGAAGAACAUUCACCUCAUCAGAGCUCCACACGCAGGUCAAGCCAAACAGCUGGAGGACAAGAUGGUCCAGAAGCUGGCAGAAGACGUGGAGAUGGACGAGUGACGCGAAGAAACCGCUGCUCAUUUGGACUUUCACAAUGUUUCUGCUUUAACAUGUUGAGAAUUAAAGAUGUGGCCGCUCCUGAUCUGCAUAAACAUGAAUAUCGAUCAGAAUCCAGCAGGUUCUCCAGGAUUAAUCCACUUUAAAACUUCCUUCCUGUCGCUCUAGCGGCUGAAUAUUAAGUGUUGUGAUAACUAUCCAUCCACCUCAGUAUGUACAUGACCUUUAUGGACUUUGAGCAAAAUACAAUCCUAAUAAAAAAAGUUUCUGAUCAUUUUGAAAAUGUGAUAUUUUUCAUGUUUCUAAAGGCCUAGCUGCCACAUAUGCAGAUUUGCAUUGAAAU